ACCAAUUAAGAAAUUAAAUCUGGUGUACAUAUAUAUAUAAAAUAUAUGGCACAAGAAAAUGGAAAUGGAAAUGGAGUUGAAAAGGCGACACAAAAGCCAAGGGAUCAUUGGGGGAUCGCCGGCUUGGUGGUGAGGGUGUUAGCACUGUUUGGGACGGUGUCGGCGACGGUGGUGAUGGCUAUGAACAAGGAAAAGAAAACCAUUGUGGUGGCCACCAUUGGCACAACUCCCAUCCAAGCAACCCUCACUGCCAAGUUCCAACACACUCCAGCAUUUGUGUUUUUUGUGAUAGCAAAUGGACUUGGGAGCCUUCAUAACUUGCUGAUGUUGGUGACUGAAGUCAUUGGACCAAAGUAUGACUUCAAGUUUAAGGGGAUACGCCUCCUUCUCGUUGCACUUCUAGAUACGGUGAACGUGGCUCUAGUGUCCGGUGGAAUGAGCGCGGCAGCUUUCAUGGGGCAACUUGGGCGAGAUGGGAAUUCCCAUGCAAGGUGGAGCAGAAUUUGUGACAAAUUCAACACCUUUUGUGACCACGGAACCGGCGCCAUUAUUGCUUCUUUCAUUGCUCUCCUGCUUAUGAUCAUCACCACUCUCAUUACUCUCAUCAAACUCCGGAAUCACUCCACCUCAACUUUAACAUGAAAAACCACAUCAUAUAUGCAUGCAUACUCAUAUUUAUAUAUAAAUUACAAACCGUGGGUGUUUACUUAAGUCUGUAAACUAUAUAUAUGUGUGUGUAUUAUUUAUUUGUGAAACUAUAGUGCAUGUGGUAUUGAUGUUAAGUGUUUAAUAUUUGUAGCUGAUGAUGAAAGUUAAGAAUGUUUGACAAUCUUAUUUAUUUAUUUAUUAUGAUCUUAUUUUAUGAAAAAUUA
Messenger RNA from Ipomoea triloba (trilobed morning glory), 872 nucleotides. RefSeq names its product CASP-like protein 1B2. The coding region runs from base 46 to 642 and encodes 198 amino acids. The transcript has 3 exons. The record is from RefSeq and is a predicted model, not a curated record. NCBI's taxonomy places the organism in Eukaryota, Viridiplantae, Streptophyta, Magnoliopsida, Solanales, Convolvulaceae.